UGUUGUGCAGGCAGACAGCGGACGCUCUCAGAGCUUCAAUCUGUCCACACUGACAGCGAGCUUUUGUUGUUAUUACUGUAUGUGUUUGAUGACGGCUCCCUGCAGGGCGUUUUGAAAUGGUUGUGAAGGCUUCUUUCUAUCAUCCUGUUGUUCAGUGAGGCAGUGAGCUCACGGUGGAUACAGCAUGCAUGUGUCGACUUAUCCCACGAUGCUCCCUGCCAGUCCAGGCCUGCUUCUCCUCAGCUUCCUCUUCCUCGCUGAUGCUGACUCACCACCCAGAUUCACCCGGACCCCGGAGGACCAAACUGGAGUGCAGGGAGGAGUGGCCUCCUUCGUGUGCCAGGCCACGGGGGAUCCACAGCCCAAGAUCGUAUGGAAUAAAAAAGGCAAAAAAGUCAGCAACCAAAGAUUUGAGGUUAUCGAGUUUGAUGAUGGGUCCGGUUCUGUCCUGAGGAUUCAGCCUCUGAGGACUCCCAGAGACGAAGCCAUUUAUGAAUGUCACGCCUCGAACUCGGCAGGAGAGAUCACUGCCACCACCCGGCUCGGUGUCUUACGAGAGGACCAACUGCCCCCAGGGUUUCCCACCAUUGAUAUGGGCCCCCAGUUGAAAGUGGUGGAGCGUUCCCGGACCGCUACCAUGCUCUGUGCUGCCAGUGGCAACCCUGACCCAGAAAUUACCUGGUUCAAGGAUUUCCUGCCUGUCAACACGUCCAAUAAUAACAGACGAAUCAAGCAGCUCCGCUCAGAGUCCUUUGGUGGCACGCCCAUACGAGGUGCCCUCCAGAUAGAGAUGAGUGAGGAGUCUGACCAGGGGAAGUAUGAGUGUGUUGCCACCAACAGUGACGGGACGCGCUAUUCCACCCCAGCAAACCUGUAUCACCGCCCCAAAGGCUCCGAGGACCCUUACAAAGAGAUUGAUGGCAUUGCCACGACGCGCUACAGCGUGGGGGGCCUCAGCCCGUACUCCCACUAUGACUUUCGGGUGGCGGCUGUCAACACCAUCGGACAGGGUCCCUCCAGCGAGGUGGUGGAGGCUCGCACGGCUGAGCAGGCUCCCUCCUCACCUCCUCGACAGGUCAUAGGUCGGAUGCUGAGCGCCACAACAGCUAUGAUACACUGGGAUGAGCCUGAGGAACCGAACGGUCAGGUGGUCGGGUACAGAGUGUACUACACCUCUGACAACACGCUGCCUGUCAACCAGUGGGAGAAGCAGAUGGUGCGCAGCGCCAGCUUCAUCACCAUCCAGGAUCUGACUCCUAACAAGACUUAUUACAUCCGUGUGCUGGCCUUCACCUCUGUCGGAGACGGACCCUUGUCCCAGGACCUGCAGAUUAUCGCCAAGACUGGAGUUCCAUCACAGCCUUUGGACUUUAAGGGUGAAGCAAAGUCUGAAACCAGUAUCCUGUUGUCCUGGGUGGCCCCUUCAACCCAGGGAGGUCCAGAAAGCCAGAUCACAGGGUACGAGCUGGUUUAUCGAAGAGCUGACGACACAGAGAAAAAAAUUAGCUUUGAGCCGUCCACCUCCUACCUGUUGAAGAACCUGAAGCCCUUCUCCGCCUACACUUUCCAGCUGGCUGCCAAGAGCAAAAAUGGAAUCGGGGCGUACACCAAUGAAGUGUCCAUUGACACUCCACAGACACUUCCUUCAGCACCUCCCCAGGACAUCACAUGCACCAGUCCCAGUUCCACCAGCCUCCUGGUAAGUUGGGCUCCACCACCCCUGGAGUUUCAGAACGGCGUCAUAUCGGGAUACUCCAUUCAGUACUCGACCACGGAGGGGAACAAAACGUUUAAAAGAGUUGAUGACAUUCCUCCUGGAAGUUCUUCAUAUCUCCUGGAAAACCUUGAGAAAUGGACUGAGUAUGGCAUAAUGGUUCGGGCACGCACAGAAGCUGGAGAUGGACCGGAAAGUUUGCAACUGCUUAUCCGCACGGAGGAAGAUGUUCCAAGUGGUCCUCCACGAUUGGUUGAAGCAGAGACAGUGAAUGCCUCGGCUGUUAGGGUGACAUGGCGAGCACCGGCACCCGAACUACAGCACGGUCAGGUCCGAGGCUACCAAAUCCAUUAUGUGAGGAUGAACUACGGUGAACCUCAGGGUCAGCCCCUCAUCAAAGACAUCCUCAUUGAUGACUCUCAGUGGGAAUAUGGUGACUCAACUGAAUAUGAGGUUGUGCUUGGAGAGCUGAAGGCAGACACGGCCUACUCUGUGUCAGUGGGAGCUUACACUGCUAAGGGUGAUGGUGCUCGCAGCAAAGCUGUUACUGUAUGCACCGCCCUGCCUCUGCCUGAGAAACCAAAGCUGUUGGUCAGUGCAACUGAUUCAGGUACUGCUGUGCUACAGUGGUACCCCCCUCCCGACCCGCCCACACCUCUCCUGGGAUAUCGCCUCACCUUCGGCCGUGUUGACGUUCUUCCAUUUACAGUUGUUGAGUUCCCCACCAAAGAAACCCGCUACACUGCGCAGGACAUCCACAGAGGAGCUAACUACGUGUUCAGACUCUCCGCUCACAACAAAAUGGGCUACGGAGAAGAGUCUGUAAAGGAGGUGACUACUCCAGAAGAUUCCCCAACUGGAUACCCAGAAAAUAUUAUCUUAGAGGAGGCGUCUGACACUUCUCUCCAACUGGCGUGGAAAGCAGUCCCUCUGAUUGAGCAAAAUGGGAAAAUUGCUAAGUACUCUGUGCUGUAUAAAGACAUAAACAGUCGAGGGAACGCCUCAGAGGUUGUGGUGCCCAUUCAAAGGUCCAGUGUUUUGCUGGAGGGUCUGAGUGCCGAUACAGUGUAUGAUGUCAGGGUGUGUGCGUUCACAGCUGUCGGUCCUGGGCCUUACAGCCCCGCUGUCCAGUUCAGGACGCAGCGGCUAGACCAAGUUUUUGCCACCAACUUCAGAGUAAAGGCAGCCAUGAAGAACUCGGUUCUGCUCUCCUGGGAGAUUCGAGACAAGAACCCAGCCCAGCCGUUCACUAUCCUGUAUGGAAAGGGCCAGUCUGUGGAGGUAGACGGCAAACAGACACAGAAGCUCAUCACUGGUUUGGAUCCGGACACCCAGUACUCUUUCUUGCUUACUAACCGGGCCAACAGCGCCGGCGGCCUGCAGCACCGCGUCACUGCCGUAACGGCCCCGGACAUCCUGAAAACCAAACCCGUUGUUGUGGGGAAGACCAACGCAGACGGCAUGGUGACAGUGCAGCUGCCAACCGUGCAGACGACAGCAAAAGUCAGGGGUUACUACGUGGUGGUGGUACCGCUGAAGAAACAAAGAGGAGGCAAGUUUUUGAAUCCCUGGGAUGAGCCGGAUCAGAUGAACCUGGAUGAGCUCCUUAAAGGAAUCAACAGGACCAGCGUCAGCCGGGCGCUUCGCAUCCGAAGGCAAGCAGGCCAGUCAGAUCCAAGGGCCUAUGUCACAGCGCACUUUAAGACCCUCCCCCUGGAGUUCACCUUAGGAGAUGGACGAAACUACGGCGACUUCCGUAACCGUCCCCUCGUGGGUGGACAGGAGUAUGUCUUCUUUGUGCUCGCACUGCUUGACCUCUCAGAAAAUACAAUGUUCUCAACGAGCCCUUACUCUGACCCCGUGACCUCAUCGGAUGUGGAUCCUCAGCCGAUCAUUGAUGAGGAGGAGGGGCUGCUGUGGGUGGUGGGUCCUGUGCUGGCUGUGAUCUUCAUCGUCUGCAUCGUCAUCGCCAUUCUCCUUUUUAAAAGCAAACCUGACAGGAAACGGGCCGAAGCUGAGGGAAGGAAGAGCAGUUUUCCCUGCAACAAAGCCAUGUCCUCCCACCAUCCCACAGAUCCUGUGGAGCUGCGGCGGAUCAACUUCCAGACUCCAGGCAUGGCGAGUCACCCGCCCAUCCCCAUCUCUGAGCUGGCAGAUCACACUGAGCGCCUCAAGGCAAACGACAAUCUCAAGUUCUCUCAAGAGUAUGAGUCCAUUGAUCCAGCUCAGCAGUUCACAUGGGAAAACUCUAAUUUGGAGGUCAACAAGCCAAAGAAUCGCUAUGCUAACGUCAUCGCUUAUGAUCACUCGAGGGUCAUACUCUCAGGCGUUGAUGGCGUCCCUGGCAGUGACUACAUUAACGCCAACUAUAUUGAUGGCUACCGCCGUCAGAAUGCCUACAUAGCCACUCAGGGCCCCCUCCCUGAGACCUUUGGGGAUUUCUGGAGGAUGGUCUGGGAGCAGCACACAGCCAACAUCGUCAUGAUGACUAAACUGGAGGAGAAGUCGCGGGUUAAGUGUGAUCAGUACUGGCCCACGCGUGGCACUGAGACCCACGGACUGAUCCAGGUCACUCUGCUGGACACGGUGGAGCUGGCCACGUACUCCAUGAGGACCUUCGCUCUUUACAAGAGCGGCUCCAACGAGAAGCGUGAGGUUCGCCACUUCCAGUUCACAGCCUGGCCGGACCAUGGUGUGCCUGAACAUCCAACCCCAUUCCUGGCCUUCCUUCGUCGGGUCAAGUCCUGCAAUCCUCCAGAUGCAGGACCCAUGAUCGUUCACUGCAGUGCUGGAGUGGGUCGGACCGGUUGCUUCAUUGUGAUUGACGCAAUGACGGAGCGUAUCAAGCAUGAGAAGACCAUCGACAUCUACGGCCAUGUGACGCUGAUGCGCUCCCAGAGGAACUACAUGGUCCAGACGGAGGACCAGUACAUCUUCAUUCACGACGCGCUGCUGGAAGCAGUGACCUGCGGGAACACCGAGGUGCCUGCCAGGAACCUGUACUCCUACAUCCAGAGGCUGACGCAGAUUGAGCCAGGAGAAAAUGUCACGGGCAUGGAGCUGGAGUUCAAGCGUCUGGCCAGUGCCAAGGCUCACACAUCUCGGUUCGUAAGUGCCAACCUGCCAUGUAACAAGUUCAAGAACCGGCUGGUGAACAUCAUGCCCUACGAGACGACGCGCGUGUGUCUGCAGCCAAUCAGAGGAGUGGAAGGGUCAGACUACAUCAACGCCAGCUUCAUUGAUGGAUACAGGCAGCAGCGGGCGUAUAUAGCAACCCAAGGCCCACUGGCUGAGACCACAGAGGAUUACUGGAGGAUGCUGUGGGAGCACAACUCCACCAUAGUCGUCAUGUUAACCAAGCUGAGAGAAAUGGGACGGGAGAAGUGCCACCAGUACUGGCCCGCGGAGCGCUCGGCCAGGUACCAGUACUUUGUGGUGGAUCCUAUGGCAGAAUACAACAUGCCUCAGUACAUCCUGCGAGAGUUCAAAGUGACCGAUGCCAGAGAUGGCCAGUCCCGGACGGUUCGUCAGUUCCAGUUCACUGACUGGCCGGAGCAAGGAGUGCCAAAAUCAGGGGAAGGAUUCAUCGACUUUAUUGGUCAAGUGCACAAAACUAAAGAGCAGUUUGGCCAGGACGGGCCCAUUUCAGUGCACUGCAGUGCUGGAGUAGGGAGAACAGGUGUGUUCAUCACCCUCAGUAUCGUCCUGGAGAGGAUGAGGUACGAGGGAGUGGUGGAUAUCUUCCAGACGGUGAAGAUGCUGCGCACUCAGAGACCUGCCACCGUUCAGACAGAGGACCAGUACCAGUUCUGCUACCGGGCCAGCCUGGAGUAUUUGGGAAGCUUCGAUCACUAUGCAACAUAAAGCCAGUUGCUGUCCGUCACGCCACGUUCGGCCAAGCGCUCCCUUUUUUUUGUAGUGUCACACACAACCUGAAUAAAUGCGCCCUGGCUGGAACGUGUUUGUAAAGAUGUUGCCACCACAUGCAGAGCGAAGUGGGGGGGUGGGCCCCCGCCGGCUCGUCCUGUACCCAGAAACAGCACUUCUAACUGAGCCAUAGCAACCUGCUUUGACAAGGGGGUGUCUCCUUCCACCCCUCCAGCCCAAACACAAACACACCCCUGGGUCAGUCUGAAGCAGCAACUUCAACCACUGCUCCCAAACAGAAUACUUGAUCAAAUAUGGAUUGUUUUCGUUUGUUUUUGAGUUUGUUUCAGUAUUUCUGUGAGCACCGAGAAUGCUUUGUGUUGUUUCGGUGUGGAACUCACCUCGUCCACCACCAGUGUAGCAUCACCAAACUAAACAAAGGACCAAGCUACGGGAGUUUUUUAUCAGUCACCGGAAAUUUUUGAUUUUUUUUUUUUUUUCCAUCACGAUGACUGACGUGUGGGAUAUACACAAAUCUAUCUGAUGAAGACCUCACAGACUGAAGGAGAAACAGAAAAUUGCCUGUUGGAGACUGAAAACACAGCACACAGUAUUAAAAAAAAAACAUAUAUAUACUUUAAAACAAAACACCAAGGUUUUUGUUUUUAAGUCCUUUCAGAAACAGACUUUUGUUUCCUGUGAAUAAGAGAAGAUUUCUACCACGCAGUACAAGAACCGUUUAAAAGAAGAGAAAUGUAUGAGGUUUAACCACAAAGUAAAAACAUGGAUUUAGUUUUUUAGGAAAAUAUAUGACUAUAUUGUUUUCUAAAAGUGGGAAAUAUUAUAUUCCCCCUCGACACAUUUUCUUGUUGUUUUGUUUUUUAAGAUUUUGUUCCCACUGACCAUAAUAACAAUAGUUGUAUCUUUUUUUUUCUGUGUAAAAUCUAAGGAGCUGGAGAUUUUUAGUUUUUUAAAAGUACAAUCAAUCAGUGUGGAAAACGUUCACAGUUCUGCAACAAAUGCCACCUUUGAGUGUUGACCAUGUAUUCUCCCCCCUCUUCUUUCAAUAGAGACCGUUCCCACUUGGGGCGGGGGUGUGAUGGUUUGAUAGUCCCACUUCUUCUAUGGAUUCUCCAUAGAAAGCCAGUUAAAGUGCAGAGAGUGUGCACAGGAAGAGAAGAAACUAAAAACACAACUAUUUAUGUGUCAAAAUAAGCUUCGCGGAGAUUUCUCGAGCAGUGUAAAAAUAAGGGGCGGGGUUUCGAGUCAGAGGGGACAGAUUUCUCACUGGAAUGCUCACGGAAGACUUUUCUCUUUGUCCAAAUCAGUGUGCAAUAAGUAGACGUGUUCUAUAUUUUUGUGUCCAGUCACUAACUGCAGUUACAUGCCAUGAUGAUGAUGAUGAUGAUGAUGAUGUGAAGACUGUGUUUUUGGUUCACCGUCACCGUUCAUGUCCAGACAGGAGGAGUGACCUCUGACCUCUUUCACCAUGUUACAACUCCAGUGGCGAGCAAAGCAGCGGCUGAAGUCAUAUUUCAAACAGCAUCUAUUA
Messenger RNA from Nematolebias whitei (Rio pearlfish), 7133 nucleotides. RefSeq names its product protein tyrosine phosphatase receptor type Db (gene ptprdb). Gene Ontology annotation, biological process: protein dephosphorylation. The coding region runs from base 185 to 5578 and encodes 1797 amino acids. Gene Ontology annotation, molecular function: protein binding; protein tyrosine phosphatase activity. The transcript has 37 exons. The record is from RefSeq and is a predicted model, not a curated record. Lineage: Eukaryota; Metazoa; Chordata; Actinopteri; Cyprinodontiformes; Rivulidae.